This is a messenger RNA of Haliotis rubra (blacklip abalone), 1037 nucleotides long. Its product is annotated as sulfotransferase 1C2-like. The transcript has 5 exons. Bases 80 to 946 code for a protein of 288 amino acids. Gene Ontology annotation, biological process: sulfation. Gene Ontology annotation, cellular component: cytoplasm. Gene Ontology annotation, molecular function: sulfotransferase activity. NCBI's taxonomy places the organism in Eukaryota, Metazoa, Mollusca, Gastropoda, Lepetellida, Haliotidae. The record is from RefSeq and is a predicted model, not a curated record.
AGGUUAGUGCUAUACAUCCGUGACCCUAGCAGUCAGUAGAGCCUUGGAGCAAGGCAAGCUGAAACCCUACUGCCACAACAUGGCGGAGAGGAUAGUGACGGACAAGAGCGGCAACCCCCUUACGAUGCUGGAUGUCGACGGGGUAUGGUAUCCGGACGCCCUCUCUGCAGAGACGCUGAGAAAUAUCCCCAACGUUAUCCUCAGGGACGACGACAUACUUCUCUACGGAUACCCCAGGUCAGGUCACCACUGGGUGUUUGAGAUCGUCAACAUGCUGUUGUCUGGUAGCGCCGACAAUGUUCCCUUCACCCUGGAGAGUGGUGUCCUGGAAGUCGUACCCGACGCAGCCCUCCAGAGUCUACCCUCCCCUAGAAUACUCACAAGCCACGUCCAGCGUCAGUUCAUGCCCAAAGACCUGAAUCAGCGGACCGUGAAGACGGUGUACAUCAUCCGUGACCCCAAGGAUGUAGCGGUGUCCUGGUUCCACUACUACACAUCCUUUCCCAACAAUACAUAUCAGGGAUCCUGGGAUGACUGGAUACAUCUGUUCCUGAGUGAGCAAUUUAUGUGGAGUACGUGGUUUGAUCACAUUCGCUCAUUUGAAAAAGAAUAUGAAUCAAAGGAUCCACGCCUUCUGCACAUUGUGUUUUAUGAAGAUCUUAAAAAGGAUCCACUCGAAGAGGUACGAAAACUGGCAACAUUCCUUGAUACUCGCGUUACGGAAGAUUUCAUAGAUAAAGUUGUAUAUAAGUCUGCAUUCAGUACAAUGAAGAGUCAGAAGGAUAAGAUAGGAGACAAAUGGAAUGCAAGUCUGGGCCAAUAUAGAAAAGGUACGGUGGGAGACUGGAAAAACAUGUUUACGCCAGGACAGAAGGCAACGUUUGAUGACGUCUACCGGAAGAGAAUGCAAGAUUCUAGAUUCCUACACCGUUAUGAAAGUUCCUGACUUUGUACUCGGGAAACCCCGGACGAUACCGUACAGUAUUGACGUGUACACUUUUGUGCCAGUGAUCAAAAUAAAAGCGAUAAAACCCUUU